AUGCCGUCAGCUACCGUUGAAACUAACUUGCCCGCAGUCCAGGCUACGACUGCUACAGACCCAUCUACUAGAAUAUCCGACACAAUCAAUAUCACAAAAAUUAUCACCGAAAACCUCAUCUCUGAAAAGCUCACUGACAAGAGCGAUAUCGAUUGUUCUUCGAAUGCGGGCAAUGCCGCACCAAAGUCUCCAUCGUCACCCACUAAAACAACAAAACCUGAUAAUUCUACUAGUAAUUCCGAAAACAAGACCAAGAAUUCCGAAAUUAAUAGGAAACCAAGCAAAUCGAAACAAACUUCAAUUAAAGGUCAGCCAGGUGACCCAGUUAACAACUUAUCAGCGCCAUCACAAGCCAAUUAUCGAACUUCAAAAUUGACAAGGUCACCGUCAGGACGGUCCAAAGAGACUACAGUCGAACGUAGGACUUCAAGGCGAGAGAAGAAAAAUGCAACCGCAAAAAUCUCGGACCCAAAUAAAUCUGAUGUCAGAUCUAACACGCCUCCUGGUACUUCUCAGGUCAAGCGAGAAGCUUCACGUCGUAAAACUGAUACACCGCCUCAUUUGAAUCUGGCAUUCAAAACUGAUCCCCAAUCGAAAGAGUCUAGCGGCCGUUCUUCUGCAGUGUCGCCAAAGAUUAGGGAAUUGCGCAAAUCAGAGGCACUUCAGAACAAGUCUAGUGGUGACGAAUCGGCAUCUGACCGUCGUAAGACGAGUACUAAGUCAACCGGUGGUUCGAAACGUCGUCAUUGGUCAGUCGCUAGACAUGCAAUCAAGACCACUACAGCUGUGAGAGCCAAGGGAGAAAGCGUCGACAAAGAGUUGCUCAAAAGAUUAGAACAAGAGAAUUCGCAAUUGCCGCCACAGAAUUCGACGCAAUUUUUGCUCGCGCGCCUCGAGCGACAAAAUGAGAUACUCGAUAGCGAUCCAAAGUCAGUUUGCAUUCAAUCGAACGUUCUCAAAGCCAACCUUGAUACAGUACAAUCGCUCAUCGAGGAUACCAGUCCGACAGAAGAAGUAUUUAAAUCUGAUAUUACCGCUGAUCCCAACGAAGACCAUGCUAAUACUGUCGAUUGGGAAUUUUGGACCGCGUUAAUUCAAGAUUAUACAGCAGUUGCGACUAAACUCCCACACCUUCUUGCCGCAAAGCUGCAGCAAGGCCUCCCGCCAAAGCUGCGAGGUCUCAUCUGGCAAUCCAUGUGUCAAGCAUCCUCAACAUAUCUGGAAACUAUGUAUUCUCAGCUGCUCGAAGAAUCCUCACCUUACGAUCGAAUCAUUCAACGCGACCUUGCUCGUACCUUUCCAAAUGUCGAUCUAUUCAAAAAAGAGGGUGGUGAAGGACAAACAAAGCUAUGGAACAUACUGAGAGCUUACAGUUUAUAUGAUCCUCUGGUCGGUUACUGUCAAGGGUUGGGAUUCUUGGUUGGACCACUGUUAAUGCAAAUGGAGGAAGCACAAGCCUUUGCUGUAUUUGUACGACUCAUGGAAACUUAUGACAUGCGAUCUAUGUUUACAUUGAACAUGGAAGGACUUCAGCUCCGUCUCUAUCAGUUCUCUACUCUUUUAAGUCAAAUACUUCCCAGGCUUCAUACUCAUUUCCAACUGCACGGUGUCCAUGCUGCGAUGUUUGCUUCGCAAUGGUUCUUGUCUCUCUUUGCCUAUACCUAUCCUUUACCUCUAGUCCUUCGCAUAUACGACGUUGUCUUUGCUGAAGGUGCGCCCGAGACCAUUAUGCGUGUUGCCAUUGCCUUGCUGCAAAAGAAUGAAACACAGCUGCUCGACUUUGGCGAAUUCGAAGACUUGCUCGAUUUCCUGACUACCAAGCUCUAUUUAGCCUAUGAUGAAAAGCCAACUGGUUUAAUAAAAGACGCAAUGGCUUUGAGUUCAGUAAUCACCAAGGUAAAGAUGGAUGGGCUAUCCGAAUCAUACGUGAAAGAAUUGGAAGACCAAAAGAAGCGUGCCGAUGAGUUGGUUGCAAAACGAUGGUCUUUUGCUGCAUUACCAAGCCGGUCCUCUGUUUCGGCGUCGGCAUCAUUAUUGCAGCAAGCAGUAUUCAGUGCAAGCGACAUCUCAGCCCCGUCUUCGGACACAGAGUCAAAUACUACGUCUUUCGUUGCUUCAACAAACGUUUCCAAGGAAUCUACUGGCAUUUUACAUCAACAGAUCGAGGAUCUUGUCACAGCACUGUCUCAACUUCAAAAAGAGCACGCCGAAGUUACAGAUCAGCUUGUAUCUAUUAAAAUGGAAAAAAUGGAUCUGGUUAACGAGAUAGAAACAUUAAGAAAUCGUGUUAGAGAAUUCGAAAGAGGAAACAAACGCACAUCGACUGCAUCUUCACUGUUCUCUCUUGACUCGGCCAUUGCAUCCAACGAGGGCGGCGACGCUCCCUCGCGACGGACUUCUGUUGGAUCGUCAUCCAGUUCUACAAACAAUGUCAAUGAAUCCGACGUUACUCCGCGCCAGUCUACCGAAGUGCCUAAACCACGAAGUGUGUCAGAGGCAGAUGCUUUGGUGAAACCCCGUCGCUCAUCAGCUUCAUCAUUCAUGUCGCUGUCUCGCUUGACAUCGUCAUUUUCUUCCGCAGCAUCUGACAUGUCUUUUGUAUCGCGUCAAUCUUCUACUAACACAAUAACUAGCACAUCGGGUGUAUGUGAUGGUAACGAAUCAUCUUUCGACGAUCAGGGUUAUCACUUCGUCUGCCCGGAUGACUGCGAGCACGCUAGGCGUACUGAGGAACUUGAGCACUUGUUGGCUGAUCUCAAGCUACGUCUGGUGGAAAGUGAAAAUGCUCGAGAUGACAUGAACUCUCAAUUAGAAGGAUUGAACAUGUUGAUUAAUGGGUUUACUGAAGAAGACGAUCCUGCAAUGACGACUAUAAUGGCAUCAUCACCAGCUCCUGGAAAACGGGGAUCUUAUGAAAAACGAGGAUUGAGAAAUUCGAUAACUACUUACUUUAAUGCUUAA
This is a messenger RNA of Paraglomus brasilianum, 2961 nucleotides long. The record is from the annotation of a GenBank genome assembly. NCBI's taxonomy places the organism in Eukaryota, Fungi, Glomeromycota, Glomeromycetes, Paraglomerales, Paraglomeraceae.